UGGCCCAUAUGUUUGGCGCUCGUUGAAGCUGCAGUGGUGGGAAGUGGGCGGCGAAUGUUGAGUGAAAGAGACGGAGAUAUGUUUGAAUAGUUGCUGAGGCGGAAAACAUUGAAAUUUUAAAAUUGUUCUGUUAAACUGUAUACCUACAGUACGACAAUUGUGUUAAACGCGUCAAACUCUCCGUGUUCUAUUGUGGAGCGCAGACAAGAGGGAACCGCGUGGCUUUUGUGUAACGUUAGCAAGCCGGUGUUGUUAGCUAGCGAAAGCUGGCAGUCGGUGGACGCGCGAGGUGAAUUCACCCCCCCGCUGCUAACGAGCUAGCCAACAUAACAGUAGUAAUCCUGAUCAACGAAAUCUUACCUCUUGUGUGUCCGAUCGAUCCCGAGUCACUUCACUGAAUGAGGACUGACACAUCUCGGCAAGUUGACAAUGGUGCUGACUGGGAAGCGGUCUGAGAAGGGACCUGUGCGUUGGAGGAAGAGAGUGAAGUCUGUAUACAUGAGACUCCGCCAACUGAAACGCUUCAGACGGGCCGAUGAGGUCAAGAGUAUGUUUAACUCUAACCGUCAGAAGAUCCUGGAGAGAACGGACAUCCUGAAUGCUGAGUGGAAGACGAGAAGGAUUCAGCCGGUUCACAUCAUGACCGCUGUAAGCUCCUUACGAGGGACCAGAGAGUGUACAGUGGACAGUGGUUUCUCAGAGUUUUCCAAACAGGUGAUUCCACUGAAGACACUCAACGCCGUGGCCUCAGUCCCUGUCAUGUACUCCUGGUCCCCUCUGCAGCAGAACUUCAUGGUGGAAGACGAGACGGUUCUGCACAACAUUCCCUACAUGGGAGACGAGAUCCUGGACCAAGACGGAACCUUCAUCGAGGAACUCAUCAAGAACUACGAUGGCAAAGUUCACGGAGACCGGGAGUGCGGCUUCAUCAACGAUGAGAUCUUUGUGGAGCUGGUGGGUGCCCUGACCCAGUACAGUGACAAUGAGGAAGAGGAGGAUGACGACGAAGAGCAGGAGUUUAAGCUGGAGAAGAUGGAGCUGUGUGAGGGGAAGGACCAUCUAGCCGAGGAGCCGUGCAAGGAGCCGUGCAAGGAGCCCAUGAUCAACACUGAUAGCCAAUGCAGCAGUGACAGCUCUAAGAAGUUUCCGUCUGAUAAGAUUUUUGAGGCCAUAUCUUCCAUGUUCCCUGAUAAAGGCUCCACAGAGGAGCUCAAAGAGAAGUAUAAGGAACUGACAGAGCCCCAGUUGCCAGGUGCUUUGCCUCCAGAGUGUACUCCAAACAUCGAUGGCCCCAACGCCCGCUCCGUUCAGAGGGAGCAGUCUCUACACUCCUUCCACACACUCUUCUGCCGACGCUGCUUCAAAUACGACUGCUUCCUGCACCGUGAGUCAUUCCACGCCACUCCUAACACCUACAAGCGCAAGAACAUGGAGAACCUGGUGGACAGUAAACCCUGUGGAGAUGAGUGCUACAUGUACCUGAUGCAGGAUGGCAUAGCGAGGGACUACUCUGACGGCAUGGCAACCGAGAGGUCAAAGACCCCUUCCAAACGCCCUGUGGGCCGGCGACGGGGAAGGCCCAACGGCAACAGCCGGCCCAGCACCCCGACAAUCUCCACGGAUGCCAAAGACACCGACAGCGAGCGGGAAGGGAAAGACGAUGACAAGGACGACGACAAGGAUGAAGACGACAAGAAGGACGAGAACACCAGCAGCUCAGAGGGUAACUCCCGAUGCCAGACUCCAGUGAAGUUGAAGCUGACCUGUGAACCUGAAGUGGUUGAUUGGAGCGGAGCGGAGGCUUCACUCUUCAGGGUUCUCAUCGGAACCUACUACGACAACUACUGUGCUAUAGCCCGCCUCAUAGGAACCAAGACCUGCAGACAGGUGUAUGAGUUCAGAGUGAAGGAGUCGAGUAUCAUCGCUCGCGCUCCAGCCGAGGACGAAGACACGCCGCCUCGCAAGAAAAAGAGGAAACACAGGUUAUGGGCCACUCACUGCAGGAAGAUCCAGCUGAAGAAAGACGGCUCUUCAAACCAUGUCUACAACUACCAGCCGUGCGACCACCCCCGCCAGCCCUGUGACUCGUCCUGUCCCUGCGUCACGGCCCAGAACUUCUGUGAGAAAUUCUGUCAGUGCAGCUCAGAGUGUCAGAACCGUUUCCCGGGCUGCCGUUGCAAGGCCCAGUGUAACACCAAACAGUGCCCGUGUUACCUGGCCGUGAGAGAGUGUGACCCCGACCUCUGUCUGACCUGUGGGGCUGCUGAACAUUGGGACAGCAAGAAUGUCUCCUGUAAAAACUGCUCCAUACAGAGGGGGGCCAAGAAGCACCUGCUCCUAGCUCCGUCUGAUGUUGCCGGCUGGGGCAUUUUCAUCAAAGAGCCUGUUCAGAAGAACGAGUUUAUCUCCGAGUACUGUGGAGAGAUAAUCUCCCAGGACGAGGCUGAUCGCAGAGGGAAGGUCUAUGACAAAUACAUGUGUAGCUUCCUCUUCAACCUCAACAACGACUUUGUAGUGGACGCCACGAGGAAAGGAAACAAGAUUCGUUUUGCCAACCAUUCCGUCAACCCCAACUGCUAUGCAAAAGUGAUGAUGGUGAACGGGGACCACCGUAUUGGGAUAUUUGCCAAGAGAACUAUUCAGACUGGAGAGGAGCUAUUCUUUGACUACAGGUACAGUCAGGCUGAUGCCCUGAAGUACGUCGGCAUCGAGCGGGAAUCAGAGAUGCCAUGAUCCCCUCUCUACCUCCUCUGGAUUAACUCAAAAGGCCUUACACACACACACACACACACACACACACACACACUCUCUUGCUCUUGCUCUUUUCAGGAAACCCAAAUGACUCAUGUCAAUCCUUGGGAUGCUUCAAGAAUUCUCUUGUUUUUUUUCCUCCCGCAAUGAAUAUAGUUUUUCAACCAACAAAUCUCUGUUCUCUGGGAUAGGUGACACUCCUGGUUGCCAUGGUCAUUGGAACUGUUUACAGCUGGCGUACCUGCACUCAAACUGGUGUUGGAAAAAGAAAUCCACUGACUGGUUGUUUUUAGCGCUGUGAUACUUUUUACAAGAGGUCCAUGCAAACUCAUGAACACACUAUUGUCUCUGAAAAUCACAAGUAGUUGUUAAUAUUUUACUGGGACCAAAACAGUUUUUUUUUUUAGGGCCUGGGGUUAAUGCAUACCUCAGGAAGUCUACAGGUUUAAGCGAUCUCAGCGACUUUUUCUUCCUUCCCAUCCCAACACACACACACACACACACACACACACACACACACACACACACACACACACACACACACACACACACAGUUUUGAGACUAUAGCUUGAUAUCUGAGGUGACAGUAUGAUACAUGUUGACCAGCAGAACUACCUGUUUUCUCUGUGACAAUAUCUGGUUUAUGGAGAGAGGAAAAAAAAUAUAUAUUGUUUCAGUCCUUUUCUUUUCUUUUUUUUUUUGACGACCACCAUGCUUUGAUGCAAUCUAUUGUAGACGGUAGUUACCAAAGCCAGUUGAUGUUGUGUCACGUUGAACUUUUCUCAGCACCCUACAGGUAUCCACUUCUGCUGUGCCUUGACUCCUGCCAUUAGAACACAAUUGUCAGUUGGUUAGAGUCCGUUUGUUGAUCAUUGAUGAGGAUUUAUGCGCCGCCUGAGAAUGCAUGAUGACUUAAAGGUUCCGCGUUUGUAUUCCAGGGAAGACUUCACUGCUACUGCAAUUCAGUGAUGUCCGGUGCUUGUGAAUACUGCAGACUUGAACCAAAAACAACCAGCUCUGAAUUGUGUUAAUGUUCACGUCUUCAGUUGGACAGACUGCUCCUAUUUAUCCUGUUCUACGACUGUACCUUGUCACCAGCAGUUCAAUUGGUGCUCUUUUUAAAAUACUACAGACAAGAGAUAUAGGUUACUGAGGAUGGCAAUGUUAAUAGAAUGGAUGUCUAUUCUUUAAGUGGUCCGUGUGGCUCCUGUUACGACACUGCUCCUCAGGAGAUGGUAUCAUCAGAUUGCCUGCACUCCUGAGCUAUGCUCGCUCAGUUUUUAGCAUUCUGGAGGUUUCAGUUGAACUAAAAUGUUGUUGUACUGAACAACCUGUUAAAAAAAUAAGGAGCUUGAAUGCUGUCAGCAUGGCUGCUGUCCUAUUCCAGAGCCAGCAUACCGGAUUAGACUUGUCAGCUAAUCACCAAGCCCCAAUUGAAGCAGGUGUGCCUUUUUCAGGGCAACAACAAAAUUGUUUAAUGUCUUGAGGUCCAGAAGAGAGUUCUAGGCUUUAAUUUAUCACUAGUUGAUGGAGCCAUACCCACAAAACAGGAGCAGAAGUACCUCAGUCAUCCCAAGAAUGUUUUGGGGAAACGUCACUCAGUACAAAUCCAUUUGUAACGUAGCGAACAAAUCAACCCGACCACAUCUGGUCCACCUGGUGUGGGGGCUCGUUUUAAAUCCAUAAUGUGGAAGUCUUGCACCGGACUGGUGGACUCUUCUUCGUUUGCAGACGAUCCACAGCAUGGGGAAGUUGCGCUGUAGUGCUGAAUUUGAGAUUGAAUCAAGCCCUUGUGUUUGUGACUGGAAAACCUAGAAGCAGACAAACCCAAGGCUGUGUCACACCUCUACAUCUGUUUUGAUGUACACUCCCUGACCUGUCGAGCCGGCUGAUUUUUACAUGUAAUGUGGAACAUCGACGCUUCUUGGUCACAGAAUAGGGAAAGUACAAGAGAUUGCAGAGCAUUGUGGAAGGUUCACUUACUGAACCCAGUAUUCUGCGUCUGUUUAUCCCGGACCACUCUGAUUUUCAAGGUGCUGAUCUUUGUUGUACUGUGUUAACAGGGAAUAUUAUUAAAAGUGAUGUAAUACAAUUGGAAAA
Esox lucius (northern pike) is the source of this 4852-nucleotide messenger RNA. It is a transcript of the gene ezh2, whose product is annotated as enhancer of zeste 2 polycomb repressive complex 2 subunit. The record is from RefSeq and is a predicted model, not a curated record. Gene Ontology annotation, biological process: chromatin remodeling. Bases 430 to 2733 code for a protein of 767 amino acids. The transcript has 20 exons. Gene Ontology annotation, molecular function: protein binding; histone H3K27 methyltransferase activity. Lineage: Eukaryota; Metazoa; Chordata; Actinopteri; Esociformes; Esocidae.